Rosa rugosa (rugosa rose) is the source of this 726-nucleotide messenger RNA. RefSeq lists its product as uncharacterized. The record is from RefSeq and is a predicted model, not a curated record. Bases 1 to 726 code for a protein of 241 amino acids. The transcript is spliced from 3 exons. NCBI's taxonomy places the organism in Eukaryota, Viridiplantae, Streptophyta, Magnoliopsida, Rosales, Rosaceae.
AUGUCUGUGUUCAAGGUGUGGGAAGCGGUGGAAAUAGAGAAUUUCAGACUCAAUCUCCUCCAAAAGAUAGUCUCUGACUAUGAGAAGUUGAAGGUACAUGAGCCAAAUUACCCCACUCAUGAUUUGGAGUUGGCUGCGGUUGUGUUUGCCUUGAAGAUUUGGAGGCAUUACUUGUAUGGGGAGAAGUUCGAACUCUUUUCGGAUCAUAAGAGUUUGAAGUAUCUGUUCUCUCAGAAGGAGUUGAACAUGAGACAGAGAAGGUGGAUGGAGCUCAUAAAGGACUAUGAUUUCACCUUGGAGUAUCAUCCAAGAAAGGUCAAUGUGGUGGCGGAUGCUUUGAGUAGGAAGCCCAGAGGUAUUGUUGCUUCUGUUAUGGUUCAGGAGUGGCAUAUGUUGGAGACUGCAUCUGAGUUUGACCUUGUACAAGCAAGAGUUGAGAAUGGGAGUUUCCUUGGAAGUAUCACGGUACAGCCUACCCUGAUUUCCAGGAUCAUUCAGGGUCAAACAGAGGAUGAGUUCUCACGUGCGAGGUUGGCAGAGUUAGCUGCGGAUUCGUCCAUUGGCGUUCCAUCGGAGUGGUCGGUGGGAACGGAUGGUGGUUUGCGGAUGAACCAUAGGUUGUAUGUUCUGGAUCGUGUUGACCUCAAGGGAGAGAUUCGUCGUGAGGGACAUCGAUCGCGGUAUACUGUGCACCCUGGAAUCACUAAGAUGUAUCGGGAUUUGUAA